AUGGCCGCCCUUCGCAGCAUUCUCUCAAGAAGGGAAGUAAACCAAUUCUGUUCAAUCGGAUCCGAAUUACUCAGCGGCCCGCUUUCUCUUUCCCUUGAAAAGUGGGAAGCGGCACUAGAGGCGCUGGAAAAGGCCAAAAAUGAUUCCUCCAUACUUCCUGCCGUGGCAUCAUUGUCGAUUGAUUCUGCGAGUACGUCUGUGCGUCACUACCACAAUGUCUACUCUAAAUGUGUGCGGUUGAUGGUGAUUCCUCUCCGUCGUUGGCAGCAAUGGCGUGAGGGACUGUGUUUUUUCAUGGGCGAAUCAUCCAGGGAAGAGGCAGCACCGCUUGCCACGUUGUGUCGUCAGUGUCUUGUUUCCCAACAAGAAUGCUUUGCCGUGGCCUUUUGGGGAUGCUGGUCAAGUGUUGUCAUCCGUCUGGAGUUGCACAUGACGUCUCUUGCUGCUGCUGCGGCAUCUGAAGUGGGAGUAGAAAAGAGCGGUGAGAAUGGCGAUGGGGACGUAUCUUUCGAGGAGGGAGAAGAAAAGGACGAGGAGGAGGAAGGAGUCAACACCGAAGAUGUUGACUUAUCCAUUCUUCGUCUCAGGCGCCGUUGCUACUCUGAACUCUACCAAUUUCAACGCCUUGCUCAUGACGCCGCACAUCUCUUUGGCUCUUACGCAAUGGUUGGUAGGGCCGAACGCCAGUGGCUCACGGACACAUUUCUGCUAGGGCGGGAUGAGAAGGCAGCGGAGGCUCUUGUUCGACGCAGUUUUAAACGGGAUUUUGGUGUUCCAUCCGCUGAUCUUGACAGUGGGGUGCUGCUCGAUGAGUACCAUUCCUUUGAGGUAAAUGAAGGCAAGGAAAAGGCGAUGGCGAAGCGGGCUCAGGACACUCUCAAGGGGGCGUGGUGUCUUAAGGCUCGUGAUCUCUUUGAACACGAGAUGAGGGCACAGAACGAGAGACCUUCAAAGGAAUGCGGGUCC
Molecule: messenger RNA, 966 nt
Organism: Trypanosoma cruzi
Lineage: Eukaryota; Euglenozoa; Kinetoplastea; Trypanosomatida; Trypanosomatidae
Exons: 1
Source: RefSeq, a predicted model, not a curated record